This is a messenger RNA of Cucurbitaria berberidis CBS 394.84, 1968 nucleotides long. RefSeq names its product methylenetetrahydrofolate reductase-like protein. Bases 1 to 1968 code for a protein of 655 amino acids. The record is from RefSeq and is a predicted model, not a curated record. Gene Ontology annotation, molecular function: methylenetetrahydrofolate reductase [NAD(P)H] activity; FAD binding. Gene Ontology annotation, cellular component: cytosol. Gene Ontology annotation, biological process: tetrahydrofolate interconversion. The transcript is spliced from 2 exons. NCBI's taxonomy places the organism in Eukaryota, Fungi, Ascomycota, Dothideomycetes, Pleosporales, Cucurbitariaceae.
AUGGAGAAGAUUACGGAUAAGAUCAAUGCCUUGCCUGAUGGCGCGAAUUACUUCUCGCUCGAGUUCUUCCCGCCGAAGACGGCCAUGGGCUUCGCGAAUCUGCAAACCCGAUUAGAGCGCAUGUCACAGGCUCUCCGACCGCUUUUUGUAACCGUCACAUGGGGUGCAGGUGGCUCGACGGCCACAAAGUCUCUCGAACUCGCCGAAAUCUGCCAGCGCCAAUUGGGCCUCACAACAUGUCUGCAUUUGACAUGCACGAACAUGAACCGCGCUCUCAUUGAUGAUGCGCUUGAACAGGCGAAAGUGUUGGGCAUACGGAAUAUUCUCGCCUUGCGCGGUGAUGCGCCGAGGAGCGACGAGUAUAGGGAUGAAGGACAGUUGCCGGAGCAGGAUUCGAACAAGGACUUUACGUGGGCCAUCGACCUCGUGAGGUAUAUUCGGAAACAGUAUGGAGACUACUUCUGCAUAGGAGUUGCUGCAUAUCCGGAGGGACAUUCAGAUGAGAGCCAUCCCGAGCACCAGGACCCGCGAUUCGAUUUACAGCACUUGGUGGAGAAGACGAAGGCUGGUGCGGAUUUUAUCAUGACACAGCUUUUCUUCGACGUGGAGGCGUACGUCAGGUUCGAGAAGCUGUUGAGGGAGCACGACAGCGGCGUGUUCAAGACCAUCCCGAUUAUCCCCGGAUUGAUGCCAAUUCAGUCGUACAAGAUCCUACUUCGAACCACGAAGCUUUCGCAUGCGAACUUGCCGGCUGAUACUUUGGCACGGCUAGAUGCUGUAAAGACUGACGAUGAGCUGGUCAAACAAGUUGGCGUCAAGAUCUUGGAUGAAAUUGUGGAACACCUCAAAGCGCGUCCAGAUGUUGUUCGGAGAGGGUUUCAUUUCUACACACUUAACUUGGAGAAGGCGGUAUCGCACAUUGUGGAAGAUACCCACCUUAUACCACAGACCACUGUCGAAGACGACGAAGAGGUCAUUGUCGAAACAACGCCCGCCAUCAACCUCGAAUCUCCGCCGAACGGCGCAAUGACGCGCAGUCGACGCCGGUUAUCCUCCAUAAAUUCCGGUCCCCGCAACAGAGUAAUCAUAUCACAACCCUCAGCCACAAAGUCUAGCAGUCACUCCUACGAAGCCCCAGAGAGCGAGGCUGGCAUCCACCGCGGACCAGUCAACACUCGCGCAAACACGCUCGCCAUCUCAGAAGGCGAAGGCUCACUAGGCCGAGAAGCAACAUGGGACGACUUCCCCAACGGCCGCUGGGGCGACGCUCGCUCCCCUGCCUUUGGUGAAAUCGAUGGUUAUGGACCUACGCUACACGUGUCGACACCACAAGCCUUGAAACUCUGGGGUCAUCCUGUGGAGAAAGAAGAUGUCUCGAAUUUGUUUAGGCAACAUCUUGAGGGAAAUCUCGAAGCUCUACCUUGGAGUGAACAAGGCCUUUCCCCAGAAACAGCCACCAUCAGCAAGCAACUACUGGCCUUGAAUGCUAAAGGCUGGUGGACAGUAGCUUCUCAACCUGCUGUCAAUGGUGUCAAAUCAACGGAUUCCAUCUUUGGCUGGGGCCCCAGGAACGGCUACGUCUUCCAAAAACCCUUCGUCGAAUUCUUCCUCCCUUCUUCCCAAUUCGCAACCCUUAAACCCCGCCUAGACGCCCACGAACAAAUUACCUACUUUGCUGGCAACUCGGCAGGAGACUGGGAGGCGAGUCAGGAGGAGAGCGUAAAUCCAGUGACAUGGGGCACGUUCGCGGGCAAGGAGAUUGUCACUCCCACUAUUAUUGAGAGCGUGAGCUUUAGGAGUUGGCUCGAGGAGGCGUUUAGUAUAUGGAGGGAGUGGCAGAGGAUUUAUCCUUCCAAGAGUGCGUCGAGUAAAUUGCUUGGCGCCUUGAGAGAGGAUGUCUGGCUGGUGAAUGUUAUUUGGGGGGAUUAUGUUGAGGGCCAUGGGCUGUGGGAGUUUUUGGAAGCGUAG